UCUGUCCUCGCCGGGAAGCGCAUGGCUGUCUUCGGGGGGCCUGGCGGGGCCGCGGCCGCCGGGCUGCUCCUGGCCGCCUUGCUUCACCUGGGCGCCGGAGACAGCGGCUGGGACCCGGCCGGAUACCUGCUCUAUUGCCCCUGCAUGGGGAGAUUUGGGAACCAGGCAGACCAUUUUCUGGGCUCUUUGGCGUUUGCCAAGAUGGUGAAUCGGACUUUAGCUGUGCCCCCCUGGAUUGAGUACCGGUAUCACAGGCCUCCCUACACAAAUCUGCACGUUCCGUACAAAGAGUACUUCAAGCUGGCACCUCUCCUGGAGUACCACCGGGUCAUCACUUUGGAGGAGUUCAUGGAGAAGCUGGCACCUGUGUUUUGGCCGCCUGGCAAAAGAGUGGCAUACUGCUUUGAAGCAGCCGCUCAGAGAAGUGUUGAUAAGAAGACUUGCCCUAUGAAGGAUGGAAACCCCUUCGGGCCCUUUUGGGAUCAGUUUGCUGUGGAAUUUGAUCGGUCAGAGCUGUUUGCAGGCCUCUCCUUCAGUGCCUCUUACAAGGACCACUGGAUCCAGAGGUUUUCGCCCACAGAGCAUCCGGUUGUCGCCCUUCCGGGUGCCCCAGCCCAGUUUCCGGUUCUGGAAGAGUCUCGGCCCCUGCAUCGGUACAUGGUGUGGUCUGAUGAGAUGGUGGAGAAGGGCAGCUCCUACAUUAAUUCAUUGCUGGCCAGACCCUACGUGGGAAUCCAUUUGCGUGUGGGUUCAGACUGGAAAAAUGCAUGCAAUAUGUUGAAGGAUGGCACAGCUGGUUCCCACUUAAUGGCUUCCCCACAGUGCGUGGGCUAUGAUCGAGACACAGCAGCACCUCUCACCAUGGACAUGUGUUUGCCAGGCCUGAAGGAGAUCAAGCGAGCCCUUCGGCUCUGGGUGAAGAAGACAGAUGCAAAAGCCGUGUACAUCGCUAGCGAUUCUGAAUCCUAUUCCACAGAAAUACGGCAGCUCUUCAAACAAAAGAUAAAGGUGGUAUUUUUGCAACCUGAAGUGGCCCAGAUAGAUCUGUACAUUCUUGGCCAGUCUGACCAUUUCAUUGGAAACUGUGUUUCAUCCUUUACUGCCUUUGUGAAACGGGAGCGUGAUGUGCACGGAAGACCUUCCUCCUUUUUUGGCAUGGACCAUCCCCCCAAGCUGCGAGAUGAAUUAUAGCCCUCUGGAGAAGAUAAUACUCCUGAUGCUCAAUUUGGAUAUAUGCCAGAUGCUGCCAAAAGCAAGCAUUGUGUGUAUUUUGGCGGAUGUGAUGGCAAAUUUGGCAAAUUCUGCUUGGUGCCGUUUCUUGUAUAUGUGGCCUGAAAGGAGAAGACAACAACUUUGAGGUGAACUUUCCCCUCUCAUUGCUGUGGAUGAAUCAGCCAAUCCCCUCCAGUUGCCACUGCAGUAUCUCCCCUCCCCUCUUGUGCUGCCCGCCACCUCCCCUGGAAGUGGUGACUCAUUUGCUGCUUGUUUAAUGCACAGUAUUCUAAUUCUUAUGAAAGCACAACAGGUGACCAGGAGUGCUCAAUUCACUGCUGGCAACUGGAAGAGUCACUCUAAACUGUGCAAUCGACUGACUGACUUUUGCCUCACGUGCCUCAGUUCAUGACCUGCAAAAUGCUUGCAAUGCACAUUUCCCCUGGUGGGCGUGGAGAGACCAAACGAUUGGAAUCCCUGAGACGUUUUGGGAUCUUCAGGGGGCUAUUAGUCUGGCACCAGUGGUGCCCCCUGGACCAGCCGGGGUGUUUGCAGUGAUCCAGGCAGUAAGAGUGCUCAAACCUAGAUGCAUGGAAAUGCUUUUUACAAAAAUUCUGGGAGUGCUUUUUAAUCAGUUUUGUAUUUUACUGAAAUGACUGUCUGAACACUGUGUAUAGCAUAAUAGUCAUGGAUAAUCUUUCUAAAAUACCAUUGUCAUUGUGAAUGCAAAUACAAUUCACCUGUAUUGGACACACAGAAACAGAGCGAGUCAGAAGGGGCCUCCCGGGCCAUCUAGUCUGACUCCUGGCUCCCGCUGGCUCCGCUCACGACAUGCCCACCAUGUGCAUGUCCAGCCUAUCCUUGAACACCCUCACGAUGGGGCCUCAACCACCUCCCGUGGAAGCCCAUUCCAUGUACAGUUUCAUGUACAAUUUCAUAGAGAGUCAAGAAUACCUUCAAUUUAAGUUGCUUGCAAUUAGUUGGCAAUUUCAAUCAGCUCUCUUCACAGAACAAAGAAAUGGGUUUCUGUUCCUGAUAACUUUGGAAAUUCUUGAUAUUUUUAGAAGCUGUGGAUUUUGUACAAGAUUCUGAAAAAAAUAGCACUCAGUCUGCCUUGCAGUUCAAUGAGAGACAACAGAUAAGAUAAAGAGAUAAACCGAUACAACUAGGUAAGUCUUGGUUUACAAGAAAAAGAAAAUGCUUCUGCCUUGUUCUGAAGUUUGGCACAGAUCUUUCUCUACACCUUUGGAAUCUGGCCAGUAGGAACAAAGGCAGCUGCUUUAUACUGAAUCAGACCAUCAGUACAUCUCGCCCAGUGCUGUUAGCACUGGCUGGCAGCAGUACUCCAGGAUUUCAGGCAAGAAUCUUUCUUAACCUUCAGUGGAGAUGCAGGGGUUGCGCUUGACCCCUGCAGCAAAGCACAACCUUAUAUUGCGGAUCUAGAGCCCUGUAAAGUUUCAAUAGGAUUUUCCACAGAACAAACAGCAGCAGGCAGAUUUGCAAACCAUCAACUGUUUCUUGUUAUAUUUCCUCAUCACAUCAGUAGUAAUUUUGUACAGUAAUUAUCUGAUCCUAUGUGUUUGGAACCUUAAUGGACAUGUUGCCCUGGCUGCUGAAUACAUAUACUGGCCCUGCUUCCUUAUUUCAAAGACUCUGCACUAAUCCUGCAUAUGAAUGACUUGUUCAGAAAGAAUUUUUGUAACCCUUUUGUAAGCUACUCACUUGCUUUAUUGGAUGGGAAUUGUGUAAGGAUUAUUUUCUUAUUGUUCCAUGGAUUCUUACAGGGACCAGCUUGUGUGUGAGAGAUGUCAGGAGAUCAUAGUAGUCCAGCUCCCUAAAGUGCUACAUUUCAGUCUGGAGCUGCAAGAGCCAACAGUUUUUCUUCUGUAAUUUGUCUACAAAUGCAGAAGCCUUAUUUCCUUGAUGGAUUAGACAAAAGUUUUAGUACAGUAUUCUGUUUCCAACUACAGUCUGACAAACUCUCUGGAAAGCUCACAAACAAGGCAUGAAGGCCACAGUUCUCCCCUCUUUCCUGUCUUUUGUGCAAGAAGUUAUAUUUUUUUUGCAUUUGGAAUUUCUGAUUAGUCCUGGCUGUUACCCCCUGGGAGACUUGUUCUACAUGAGUAUGUCUAAUCUGAGUGUGUCUUUGAUGCCUGUUAAACCAGUGGACAGUUCCACAUAUUGUGAAACCAAAUUCCAUAAAUGUAAUCGUGUGCUAUAUGAAUUUUCUUAUCUUUUUGGUUCAUUCUUUUACUGCUGAUCCGUGGUCCUGUGUCCCAGUAUUUUGAGAGAUGGAAAGAAUUUCCCUCUGCACUCAUUCUGCACCAUUUAUAAUUUUGUAAACCUCUACCAGAUAUAAAUCUUCACUCUUAAGACCCUUCCAUAUCUUCAUUGCCUCUUAGCACUGAAACAUACAACACCCAAGUUAUAUUGAAGCAAAAGAGCAUCUUAAAUAUCUCUGUAAACUGUAAGAUAUGUGGGAGAAAAUACCAAACUUUAGCUUUCAAUGCAGCUAGUUAAUUACAGUUGUAUUAACAUUGAUUCUACACAGUUUUUAAGAAGUAAAGGUCUACGUGUGCCAUGACAGUGGAAAUAAACUCACACCCUGUAAGAAUGUAAGUUUGAGGAAAAUAAGGUGCACUCUUACAAACACGUGUAAGAGCCAUUCAUGUUUCUGACGGAGGAUGGAGGACAUUGGGAUAACUGUGCUAUGCAUGAGAUCAGAAGCCAUAUUUUAAUUUGUUUAAGAUUUGGUACUUUUUCAUAAUAAAAUAUUACUCUUU
This is a messenger RNA of Varanus komodoensis (Komodo dragon), 3995 nucleotides long. It is a transcript of the gene POFUT1, whose product is annotated as protein O-fucosyltransferase 1. Gene Ontology annotation, cellular component: endoplasmic reticulum. Bases 22 to 1191 code for a protein of 389 amino acids. The transcript is spliced from 7 exons. The record is from RefSeq and is a predicted model, not a curated record. Gene Ontology annotation, molecular function: peptide-O-fucosyltransferase activity. Gene Ontology annotation, biological process: protein O-linked glycosylation via fucose; Notch signaling pathway; regulation of Notch signaling pathway. NCBI's taxonomy places the organism in Eukaryota, Metazoa, Chordata, Lepidosauria, Squamata, Varanidae.